AUGAAGUCCUCACUGCUAACCAUCCUAACCGCCGCAUUCGCUGCCCGGGAAGUAACCGGCCACGCAAUUUUCCAACAACUCUGGGUAGACGGCACCGACUACGGUUCCACCUGCAACCGCCUUCCGACGUCCAACUCCCCCGUCACCAACGUGGGAAGCCGAGAUUUCGUCUGCAAUGCCGGUACCAGGGGUGUCAGUGGGAAAUGCCCCGUCAAGGCAGGCGGGACCGUGACGGUUGAGAUGCACCAGCAACCAAACGACCGCAACUGCAAAUCCGAAGCCAUUGGCGGCGCCCACUGGGGUCCCGUGCAAAUCUACCUCUCCAAAGUCUCCGAUGCCUCGACAGCCGACGCUUCCUCGGGCGGCUGGUUCAAGAUCUUCUCCAACGCCUGGUCCAAAAAAUCCGGCGGCCGCGUAGGCGACGACGACAACUGGGGCACGCGCGACCUCAACGCCUGCUGUGGACGCAUGGACGUGCCCAUCCCCAAGGACCUGCCCAGCGGCGAUUACUUGCUGCGAGCCGAGGCGCUGGCGCUGCAUACCGCUGGCCAGAGCGGCGGGGCGCAGUUUUAUAUUUCUUGUUAUCAGAUUACCGUCAGUGGUGGCUCGGGUGGUAGUGUGAGCUAUGCGACGGUCAAGUUUCCGGGGGCGUAUAAGAGCAGUGACCCGGGUAUUCAGAUUAAUAUCCAUGCGGCGGUGAGUAAUUAUGUGGCGCCGGGGCCGGCGGUGGUAAGCGGGGGUGUGACCAAGCAGGCUGGGAGCGGGUGUGCGGGUUGUGAGUCGACUUGUAAGGUUGGGAGCUCGCCGUCGGCGGUGGCGCCGGGUGGAAAGCCGGCGAGUGGUGGGUCGGAUGGGAAUUCUCCUGAGGUGGGUGAGCCCAGUACUGGUGGUGGUGAUAGUCCGAGUGCGCCCGGUGCUUGCGCGGUGGCUGCGUAUGGGCAGUGUGGUGGAAAUGGAUACUCUGGGUGCAGCCAGUGCGCAAGCGGAUACACCUGCAAGGCUGUCUCGCCGCCUUAUUACUCGCAGUGCGCACCAGCCUCGUAA
Molecule: messenger RNA, 1044 nt
Organism: Sordaria macrospora k-hell
Lineage: Eukaryota; Fungi; Ascomycota; Sordariomycetes; Sordariales; Sordariaceae
Biological process (GO): carbohydrate metabolic process
Cellular component (GO): extracellular region
Molecular function (GO): cellulose binding
Source: RefSeq, a predicted model, not a curated record